Musa acuminata AAA Group (dessert banana) is the source of this 1650-nucleotide messenger RNA. RefSeq names its product transcription repressor OFP2-like. Gene Ontology annotation, biological process: negative regulation of DNA-templated transcription. Gene Ontology annotation, molecular function: DNA binding. Lineage: Eukaryota; Viridiplantae; Streptophyta; Magnoliopsida; Zingiberales; Musaceae. The coding region runs from base 485 to 1603 and encodes 372 amino acids. The transcript has a single exon. The record is from RefSeq and is a predicted model, not a curated record.
CAAAUCAAGAACCGCCUCAUACACACACCAAGGAUAACGAGUCUAGCCUUUCCCUUUCAUCUUCUUGGAAUCAUCCUGUGUGUGGUCACUGUAGCUUUUGUGUUGGAAGGUUCUUGUGUGCAUGUCUUCUAUAUUGGGUAUCUCAGGCUUAGCUUUUGUGUGGCCGUUGUAGGUACUUUGGGAGCUUUGAGGUCACCACAGCGUUAUGAUGUUUCUAAUUAGCUCUUCUGUUUCUUGUUUGUGGCCGGUUGAGACUGAGAUGAGAAGAAAGCACUGAGAGCACAGAGUUUCCCCAGAUAAGUUCUUUUGUGUUUCUGAUGAUCUAGAGUUCCUCGGAUAUCUUUCUUGUUUCGAGGUUUCAGUAGCAUAUUUCCUUCUCUCUGUCCUUGCCAUGAUACAGUAGCGUAGAUCUAGGCUACUGCGAAGUAGUAAGCCUCUCUUCUUCUUCGUCGUCUUCUUGGUGGUCGAAUUAGGAUUCUGGGUGAUGGGGAACUACAGGUUUAAGCUAUCUGACAUGAUGCCGAAUGCUUGGUUCUACAAGCUCAAAGACAUGAGUCACAGAGCCAACAAGAACCGCAGCACGCCGCACCCCACGGGGAAAGGCCAGCCUUCAAGAGCAGCAACAAGCGCUACGCCGAAGCCAUUCCCGCCACCACAGACUAAGCUCCUCCCCUAUAGAGCUUCUUGCUACUACUCCAGCAGAACGGAAGCGGAGAGGUUUUCCUUCUCUCCAACUCGCACCAAGGCCUUGGACACCAAUUUCCCCGUGGAAUCACCACGGAAGUCCAAGAAGAGAAGCAGGAAGAAGCCCAUCCGAGCUCCCACCAAGCCUAAGUUGGUCACCUCCUCUGUCUCCGCUGGCUGUAGCUGCAGAGCUUGGAAGACCGAGUCCGUUCCCGACUUCCCUGAGGUGGAGAGCCCGUUGCGUCAACGCGACUACUAUAUCGACGGCGAGGAUCUCGAAUUCCGAAAGAGCAACUUCGACGACGACUACGGAUUCCAGUGUAAUGACCAGUCCUCCCGGUCGAACUCCUGUAGCUGCAGAUUUAUAUCCUCUCCGACCGAUAUCAUCAUCGAUAUGGAUACCAAGACCUCGAUCACUCCAAAACCGGAGAAGCUCGAUGAGUUCGACUCGGUCUCAGAGCGCAGACUCCCUCCAAUCAUCACCAAGCCAGCAACGAAAGAACCGGAAGCAGUCAAAUUCGAGGACAAAGAUGUGGAGGAGGACAAGAAGCAAUCCAUGAAGCCCUCUCCCGGAUUUCAUCGUCUACGAAUGCGAAACAACUCGCCACGGCUUUCAAGCAAGAAAGUUCAGGCUCACCGCAGCAGGAGGUGCACUGGGUCGACCAUGACAUCGGCCACCGCAAUGCAGAAGAGGAAGGGCUUAUCGGAGAGCUUCGCGGUGGUGAAGUCGUCGUCCAACCCUCACAGGGACUUCAAGGACUCUAUGGUGGAGAUGAUAGUCGAGAACAACAUCCGGGCAUCGAAAGAUCUGGAGGAACUGCUUGCUUGUUACCUGUCGCUGAACUCCAGGGAGUACCACGAUGUCAUCGUGAAGGUGUUCGAACAAAUAUGGUUUGAUCUCACUAACAUUAAGCUGUAGAACAUUUCGUAUGAGUCUAUAAUGUUAGAGCUAUAAGCUAUCUCGAA